Messenger RNA from Pezoporus occidentalis (night parrot), 973 nucleotides. It is a transcript of the gene TMUB1, whose product is annotated as transmembrane and ubiquitin like domain containing 1. The transcript has 3 exons. Gene Ontology annotation, molecular function: protein binding. The record is from RefSeq and is a predicted model, not a curated record. NCBI's taxonomy places the organism in Eukaryota, Metazoa, Chordata, Aves, Psittaciformes, Psittacidae. Bases 34 to 885 code for a protein of 283 amino acids.
GCUCCCUGCGCGCUUCGCGGGUGCGCUCUGUGCAUGCAUCCAUUGGGACUACAGCUCCCGGCGUGGCUUACGGGGAGGCGGAAGCGGCGCGAUGGCGGCAGGUCGGUAACCGCUACCGCCGCCGCCAUGACGCUGAUCGAGGGCGUUGGCGACGAGGUGACCGUGCUCUUCGCGUUGUUGCUGGUCGCCGUGGUGCUGGGGCUGGCCUGGGCCUCCACCCGCGCCCCCGAGCCCGCCGCCCCGCCCCGCGCUGCCGCGCCACUGCCCGAGGAGGGACCGAGCGCUGCCCCAACCCCCGUGGAGCACAAGGCCCCGCCGGCGGCGACAGCGGCUGCAGCGGCUCCCGAUGGGCCGGGCGGGCUGGCGGCGGGGCUGCGGCCCCGGGCCAGCCCCACGCCUGCGCAGGGCUCCCUCAGUGAGGGAGACGGCGACCCUGCCGAGCCCACCAUGGUGCUGCGGCUGAAGUUCCUCAACGACACGGAGCGCCUGGCCCGGGUGCGCCCCGGCGACACAGUUGGGUCCCUGAAGAGGGCCUAUUUCCCCGGGCAGGAGCAGCAAGUGCGGCUGAUCUACCAGGGGCAGUUGCUGCGCGAUGACAGUCAGAGCCUGGCCUCCCUGCACCUUGCCCACAACAGCGUCCUGCACUGCCACAUCUCCCAGCACAGCCCGGCUCCCGCGCCUGCCGGCCCCCAUGCGUCCGCCGACCCCGUGCACGCUGCCCUCAACGUGGGCAGCCUCAUGCUGCCGCUCUUCGUGCUGAUGCUGGCCGUGCUCUGGUACUUCCAGCUCCAGUACCGCCAUGUCUUCACCGCCACCGCCACCACCUUCUUAGCCGGCCUCACCCUCCUCUUCAGCUUCAUGGCCUUCACCAUGUACCGCAGAUAGCACAGCUCUGCGCCCUGGAAGAGCUGCCGUGCCCCAGAGUACGCAUGGUGCCAGGAGGCGGCUGCCUGCACUCCUGAACUGGGGGGCU